AUGCUGAAACAUCGGCUGUGGUCCUCUGUGAGGCAGGGGCUGGGCAGAGGCUUGCCCAGAAACGUGAGGGGCUGGGCCUCUGGGCACGGGAAGAAGAUGGACAUUGCAGGCAUCUACCCACCUGUGACCACCCCGUUCACGGCCACCGCGGACGUGGACUAUGGGAAGCUGGAGGAGAACCUGCAGAAGCUGGGUACCUUCCCUUUCCGAGGCUUUGUGGUCCAGGGCUCCACCGGAGAGUUCCCCUUCCUGACCAGCAGCGAGCGCCUGGAGGUGGUGAGCCGCGUGCGCCAGGUCAUACCCAAGGACAAGCUCCUGCUAGCCGGCUCCGGCUGCGAGUCCACACAAGCCACCGUGGAGAUGACUCUCAGCAUGGCGCAGGUCGGGGCCGAUGCUGUCAUGGUGGUGACCCCCUGCUACUAUCGUGGCCGCAUGGACAGUGCCGCCCUCAUUCACCACUACACCAAGGUUGCUGACCUCUCCCCAAUCCCUGUGGUACUGUACAGUGUUCCUGCCAACACAGGGCUGGACCUGCCUGUGGAUGCAGUGGUCACACUUUCCCAGCACCCGAAUAUCGUGGGCAUGAAGGACAGCGGCGGUGAUGCCACCAGGAUUGGGCUGAUUGUGCACAAAACCAGGAAGCAGGAUUUCCAGGUGUUAGCUGGAUCGGCUGGCUUCCUGCUGGCCAGCUAUGCCUUGGGAGGCAAGGGGGGCGUGUGCGCCCUGGCCAAUGUGCUGGGUGCCCAGGUGUGCCAGUUGGAGCGGCUGUGUCUCACGGGACAGUGGGAAGACGCGCAGGAGCUACAGUACCGCCUCAUUGAGCCCAACUCCGCGGUAACUCGGCGCUUCGGGAUUCCGGGGCUGAAGAAGAUCAUGGACUGGUUUGGCUAUUACGGAGGCCCCUGCCGCGCCCCCUUGCAGGCGCUGAGUCCCGCGGAGGAGGAGGCACUGCGUGCAGAUUUCACCAGCAACGGCUGGCUCUGAGAGCAAUCGGCAUGGCGCACCAGCCUGGCGGAGCCCCUCUGUCUCCCAGCUAGAAGGAGCUUGGGAACAGCAGGGGGUACAGACACCUAUUUGACAUCUUCCGCAGCCUUUCACCAGGCACGUCCUGCACUCUCUGCCCACCUCAGAGCUCCAGGACUUUCUAUUUUCCUAUCUUAUGUCUGAGUCCCUGAGUCCUGCAGGCCGGGGAGGAGUGACUUCUCCUUUGUCUCUGCUCCAGGUGCGUUCCUACACCCCAAGGCACCUGAACCUGGAGCAACAGAAGGGCAAAAAGAGGGGUGGGUGUGCACAAUAAGGAAACCUGUUUUACUGAAGGGGUGGCUACUUAGGCUUGAGGCUACAAACCUGAGGCAAGUGUGACACUGAUGGAAACCAGGGUUCUCCUAAGAUCUUUCCAGGGGUACCAGUGGUCAGUUGGGUAAGUGCCAUUGGUCUGGAAGCGCCCGGCUGCUUUCUAGCCAAAACAUUCUCCCUAAAUUCACUUCCCUUAUCUCAUACUCUUGUCUCUAGGCUCAAUUCCACUGUCAGUGCAUGGGAACAGCCCCUUGGCUUAACAGGUUGCUACACCCAGACACCUGAUGCAUAGAUGCUACUUUCUGACUAACCCAGGGACUCUACACACUAGGCAGGGACGCAACACUUAUUUGCUUGUAGGCAUUCUUUUAUUAUUAAAGAAAACACUUUGUUACCAUAAUAAAGUUAAAGAGUAAAACCAU
Ochotona curzoniae (black-lipped pika) is the source of this 1718-nucleotide messenger RNA. It is a transcript of the gene HOGA1, whose product is annotated as 4-hydroxy-2-oxoglutarate aldolase 1. Gene Ontology annotation, biological process: N-acetylneuraminate catabolic process. The record is from RefSeq and is a predicted model, not a curated record. The transcript is spliced from 7 exons. Bases 1 to 984 code for a protein of 327 amino acids. Gene Ontology annotation, molecular function: N-acetylneuraminate lyase activity; 4-hydroxy-tetrahydrodipicolinate synthase activity. Lineage: Eukaryota; Metazoa; Chordata; Mammalia; Lagomorpha; Ochotonidae.